Molecule: messenger RNA, 1507 nt
Organism: Nicotiana attenuata
Lineage: Eukaryota; Viridiplantae; Streptophyta; Magnoliopsida; Solanales; Solanaceae
Product: UPF0496 protein At3g49070-like
Exons: 2
Coding region: 112-1251 (379 amino acids)
Source: RefSeq, a predicted model, not a curated record
UAUGCUCUCCUCUCUCCUUCUCCCUUUGAAACAGUUAAAUAUUUCAUCUUUGAAUAGUUACUUGUAAAGACUCCUCCUUUGGGUUUUCUAUUGCAGGGAUUAAGAAGAAGAAUGAAGAUAAAAUUUCGUCCAGCUUUGAGAAAAUACUUUGCAUGGAACGAGGCUCAAAGCGAGAAACCAGCCCACGUGGAAUUGGACCUCCGAGAGGAGUAUGCCCAUGCCUUUAGAACCGAAUCCUACGCUGACUUCUGGACACGUGUUCUUGCUUUAGGUGAAAAAAUUUCUUCACCUACCAAAAUUGUCGGGUCAACUUCAGCUGCUAGGCUUCCCUCUUACCGGAUUUUCGUGGAGCAUCUUUUGGAUCCGGAUCAACCAACAGUUACUCGGAUCCUGGCUUUGAUCCAAACCCACCCACAAACUUACUCUCUACUAUCCGAGUAUUUUUCACAAACUGCUGAAGCCUCAUUACUCUGCAGUGUAUUGCUAAAAAAAGUAGAAAGUACACGAUCCAAAUAUAAAUCACUUAAAUUCACCUUAGACUCUCUCCAGAAAACACCAUAUUCGCAUGUGGACCCCAUGCCCAAGCUCCUGACCCGGUUAACUAAAUUCUGUAACUCUCUUAACCCAUUUGUUUCAUCUGCAUCUUCAUCGAUUCAAUUUCAAGCCGUUCAAACUGAUUGUUCUCGAUUGUUAAAACGACUUGAGCUUAGGCGAGACAAGACCAGAGCCAAACUACGACUAAUGAACAAACUCAAACGCGGCUCAGCCGUAUUUCUUGUAGCUUUAACAGUCUCGCUUACAAUAAUUGUCGCCACACAUGCACUUGCCUUGCUAGUAGCGGCUCCUAUUGUAAUGGCAGCUUCAUUCCAGUUCGCGUCGACUAAGAAGCUGGCAAGCUGGUCAGCUCAGCUUGACAUAGCUGCAAAAGGGACCUAUAUAUUAAUUAGAGACUUGGAUACUAUAAGCCGGCUAGUGGGUCGGCUAACUGAUGAAUUAGAAGAUUUACAAGCCAUAGUUCGAUUUUGGCUAGAGCGAGGUGGAGAUCCUGUUCAGCUUCAACUUCAAGCCAGUGGGGAAGUGGCGCGCCAGCUAAAGAAGAAUUAUGCAAGCUUUGUGGAGCAAUUGGAUGAAUUAGAAGAACAUUUGUACUUGUGCUUCAUGACCAUCAAUAGGGCUAGAAACCUUGUGAUUACAGAAAUUAUGAAUUCGGGUCACCCGAAUUCAGCCCCAUAUUUGUUACCCAAAGAAUAGCUGUUGGCAAUUUAAUUUCGUGUAGUUUUCAUUUUGAAAAAAAAAAAAAAUUGCCAUUAUGUAAAUAUUUCAUUUUUCCAUUCAAAGAAUAUUUAAAAAAAAAAUCUUUUUAAGGAAAGAAAAAGGGCUUGUUUAUGCCAUUAUUAGUGAUAUGGCAUUUAGGGCAUAGACAGUAGUUGAUGCAAGGAAAUUUAUGACUGGCAAAUUUUAAUAUUGGCACCGUAGUGCAAAAGCUUCACAUGGUAUUAUUCUAUUA